AUGAAUGAUUUUAUUAAGGUGGAACAACAGUUGGAAGCUCAGAGUAACAAUAGUCAAACUCUGCCGUUGGAAUUAUCAAAUGAGGAGGAAAAAGUGAAAGAAAAUAACGAGGAACAGACAACGAAUACGGAGGACAAUCAAGACCUUAUCAAAAAUCACUCUGAUAAUUCAUAUUCCUCUUCUGAUGAAGAAAAUGUUAAAUUAUUUAGAAGUGAGGAUUUGGAAUCAUAUGUACCAUCAAGGCCAUCCACUUUAUUGGCUUUUCAAAAAAAGGAGGAAACAUCAGAGGAGGAGGAAGAUGAUCAUCACAUUCUCUCACCAGUAGUGAGAAAACAUAUUAAGGAUAAUCACAUCACACCAAUCGGUCUUACUAAGAAUAAGAAACUAUUCAUGGAAUUGUUUCAUCAAACCAUGCCAAAGUCAAUAACCACAACAGAAGACCCUGAAGAAAAACAAUCACUUGCUGCAACCAUGUUGCAAAAAGUUGUACGUGGUUGGGUUGUGAGAAAGAGGUAUGCAAAGAGGAGAAUUGAUAAUGCAAGACUGUCGGCAGAGUUUACUGAUGAGCAAGGUCUUAUUCAGGGAUUCAAGUUGAAAAAGAAGAAACUCACUGAAAGUGAAGUUAAGGAACAAUGUAAAAAGAUCGAACACGCAAUAGGAGCUACCAUAUUUAGAAUGAAAGAGAAAGAAAGAGUAAUGAAUGAAAGUGCUAAAAUCGUUCAGAAAGCUUGGAGAAAUUACUAUCGAGUAAAGAAGGAACAAAUUAGACAACAGCCAAUACUUCCAAAUGAAUGUGCCCAACUUAUUAACAGAAUAUCAAAUUCAAAAUACCUUAAAAACAGAGAAUCAUUUGAUGAUAUAAUUGAAAGUGUUUCCAUUAACCAAAUUUAUGGAAUUCCAAGUUAUGAAAUGAUGGAUAGACCUGCAAGAUCUUACACUUUCAAAAUUACAAUAUUUUAA
Molecule: messenger RNA, 960 nt
Organism: Naegleria gruberi
Lineage: Eukaryota; Heterolobosea; Eutetramitea; Acrasida; Naegleriidae
Exons: 1
Coding region: 1-960 (319 amino acids)
Molecular function (GO): protein binding
Source: RefSeq, a predicted model, not a curated record